Messenger RNA from Brassica rapa (field mustard), 652 nucleotides. RefSeq lists its product as uncharacterized. The record is from RefSeq and is a predicted model, not a curated record. Lineage: Eukaryota; Viridiplantae; Streptophyta; Magnoliopsida; Brassicales; Brassicaceae.
GCCACCUGUUUCUCUCUCGACACUAACACUAACGCCAUCAUCAGGCUCAUAUAUAUAUUAGAGAGGGAGAGAAAGAAUCAUAUUUUGAUCUCAAUGGCGGCUAUGUUUUUAGCAAAAAGAGUAACCAUAAACAUACACAUAGCUACUUCUCUACACAGGAGUGCUCCAUCUUUUGCUAAUAGAGGACUCAUUACAAUCACUAGCCUUAGAUACUUCUCAUCCAACGGAAAUGACUUAGGAGAGAAGUCAAAGGGAGAGGGAAUGGGGACAACUACAGAUGGCAAGGCGCCGAAUGUGACGAUGAGUCAUGCGGCUGACACAUCCAAAGAUGGGUUGAAACGAGCAGUAGAUGUAGCAAACGAGGAGAGUGGAGAUGCUAGCAAGCGGAAGAGUGGAGAGAAUAGUGAAGGAAGUGAAGAGGAUGUAGCUGUGGGUGAUGAUGGAACUGUUGAAGGCCAAAACCAGUCAUCAGGAUGAGAAUGGUAUGACGUAUAUCAACUUAUGUAGAAACCAUGGAGAUGCAAGGAGAAAGCAAAGUUGUAGCUGGUGAGAAACUGUACCUGUGUUGGGGUAUACUCACACCAGUCAUAUAGAGUAUAACUGGUUUAAUCCUUAUAUCUAGCAGUUAAAAAAUACGUUUUACAUUUCUUAA